This is a messenger RNA of Diospyros lotus (date-plum), 2453 nucleotides long. Its product is annotated as sulfite reductase [ferredoxin], chloroplastic-like. The record is from RefSeq and is a predicted model, not a curated record. Lineage: Eukaryota; Viridiplantae; Streptophyta; Magnoliopsida; Ericales; Ebenaceae. The coding region runs from base 126 to 2189 and encodes 687 amino acids. The transcript is spliced from 8 exons. Gene Ontology annotation, molecular function: sulfite reductase (ferredoxin) activity; 4 iron, 4 sulfur cluster binding; heme binding. Gene Ontology annotation, biological process: sulfate assimilation. Gene Ontology annotation, cellular component: sulfite reductase complex (NADPH); chloroplast stroma.
UUUAUUUUAUUUUAUUUUCACUCUGCUGAAAGAUCACCGGUACGUCAUCCAAACUCUCCCUCCCUCUGUCUCUCUCUCUCUCCCUCUAUCUCCCUGGGAGCUAGGGCUUCCUGUUCUCACCGGCGAUGACGACGUCGUUCGGAGGAGCGAACACCUUCAUUCCGACGGACGGGAAGGUCCAAAUGCAGAGGUCUCUCGGAUCGAGGUCCUCUUAUUCACUUCUCUUUAACACUCGCAUUCGCGUCUUCUCCGCCUCUCCUUCCGGUUCUCCCGUCAUCAGAGCUGUGUCGACGCCGGUCAAGCCAGAUACUUCCACUGAGGCUAAGCGCAGCAAAGUAGAAAUUUUUAAAGAACAUAGUAACUUCAUUAGAUACCCUCUUAACGAGGAACUGUUAACAGAUGCCCCAAAUAUAAAUGAGGCUGCCACACAAUUGAUUAAGUUCCAUGGAAGCUAUCAACAGUACAACAGGGAUGAGCGUGGUUCAAGGUCUUACUCGUUUAUGCUUCGUACUAAGAAUCCUUCCGGAAAGGUUUCCAAUCAACUCUACUUGGCCAUGGAUGAUCUUGCUGAUCAGUUUGGAAUUGGAACUCUCCGUUUAACUACUAGACAAACAUUUCAGCUCCAUGGAGUUUUGAAGAAGGACCUCAAGACAGUAAUGAGUACCAUCAUUAGAACUAUGGGUUCAACUCUUGGUGCAUGUGGUGAUCUCAACAGAAAUGUUCUUGCUCCAGCAGCACCACUUGCUCAAAAAGAUUACCUUUUUGCACAGAAAACUGCAGAGAACAUUGCUGCACUCCUAACUCCUCAGUCUGGUUUUUAUUAUGAUAUGUGGGUGGAUGGAGAGAAAAUUAUGUCCGUAGAGCCUCCUGAAGUAGUGAAGGCCCGGAAUGAUAAUUCUUAUGGGACAAAUUUCCCUGAUUCACCAGAGCCUAUUUAUGGAACUCAGUUCCUGCCAAGGAAAUUCAAAAUUGCAGUUACAGUGCCAACUGAUAACUCGGUGGACAUUUUCACAAAUGACAUUGGGGUGGUGGUUGUUUCUGAUGAUAACGGGGAGCCUCAGGGUUUCAACAUUUAUGUUGGUGGUGGUAUGGGAAGAACGCACAGGGUGGAAGCUACAUUUCCUCGUCUGGCAGAGCCAUUGGGUUAUGUGCCAAAGGAAAACAUACUGUAUGCAGUGAAAGCUAUUGUUGUCGCACAACGAGAAAAUGGGAGAAGGGAUGACCGUAAGUAUAGUAGACUGAAAUACUUGAUCAGCUCAUGGGGAAUUGAGAAGUUCAGAACUGUUGUUGAGCAGUACUAUGGAAAGAAGUUUGAGCCUUGCCAUGAAUUACCCGAGUGGGAAUUUAAAAGUUAUUUGGGAUGGCAUGAUCAGGGUGAUGGUGGUUUAUUUUGUGGGCUCCAUGUUGAUAAUGGCCGUAUUAAGGGGAUGAUGAAGAAGACGUUAAGGGAAAUCGUUGAGAAGUAUAACUUGAAUGUGCGUAUCACGCCAAACCAGAACAUUAUCUUGUGCAAUAUUCGUCGUGCAUGGAGGCGUCCUAUUGCCACUGCCCUUGCGCAGGGAGGUCUGCUGCACCCUAGGUACAUAGAUCCUCUUAACUUAACGGCAAUGGCAUGCCCAGCUUUUCCACUCUGCCCUCUGGCAAUAACUGAAGCUGAACGUGGAAUACCUGACAUCCUUAAGCGCAUUCGUGGUGUACUUGAGAAGGUUGGUCUCAAGUAUAAUGAAUCAAUAGUGAUAAGGAUAACUGGUUGCCCCAACGGCUGCGCUAGGCCUUACGUGGCCGAACUUGGAUUGGUUGGUGAUGGUCCCAAUAGCUAUCAGAUUUGGCUUGGUGGGACACCAAAUCAAACAUCGCUGGCAAAAUGCUUUAUGAACAAGGUUAAGGUUCAGGAGCUUGAGAAGGUUUUUGAACCUUUAUUUUAUUAUUGGAAGCGGAAGCGGCACGCAAAAGAAUCUUUUGGUGAAUUCUCAACCCGCAUGGGUUUUGACAAACUCCAGGAAUUGGUUGACAAGUGGGAAGGUCCAGUGGCGUCCUCGUCUCUAUGCAACCUAAAACUCUUUGCUGAUAGAGAAACGUAUGAGGCCAUGGAUGAACUUGCAAGGCUUCAAAAUAAGAAUGCCCAUCAAUUAGCCAUGGAAGUCAUUCGCAAUUAUGUCACUUCCCAACAAACUGGCCAAAACCAAUAAACCAAUCUGAAAUUUAUUUCAUUUUUGCUAAUGGGUGGAAGCGAAGCGAGAGCGUGAAUUCAGAGUCUCUCUACUGUUAGUUAUGUAAGAUCUUUUUGUACCCUUCUUUCGCUGAGUGUUUCAUUCUAGCAAGACUAGAUUUUUGUCUUAUUUUCUUAAGUUGUGAAGGAUUUCCUUGGUGUUCAUGUUAAUUUUUUGAUUUGGAACCCUUGCCAACUGCUUUGUGUUUUCAAUUUGAAUAUAUGACAUUUUAUUGGAAUAUCA